AGAGAGAGAGAGAGAAGGGAGGAAGAGCGAGAAAAUGACGCUGACAGUGUAUGCAGAUCGCAUGUCGCAACCUUCCCGCGCAAUUAUCAUUUUCUGCAAAGUAAAUGGGAUAGAUUUUGAAGAAGUGAGAAUCGACCUCGCCAAACGCCAGCAGUUAUCUCCUGAAUUUCAAGAAAUAAAUUCCAUGAAGAAAGUGCCUGCUAUAGUUGAUGGGAGAUUCAAGCUUUUUGAGAGCCAUGCGAUUCUGAUAUAUUUGGCUUGUGUAUUUCCUGGAGUUGCUGAUCAUUGGUAUCCGGCCGACCUGUUCCAAAGAGCGAGAGUUCACUCUGUGCUGGAUUGGCAUCACUCAAAUUUGCGUAGUGGCGCAGCUGGAUAUGUACUGAAUUCAACUCUUGGACCUGCACUCGGGCUGCCUCUGAAUCCGGAAGCAGCAGCUCAAAGCGAGAAACUCCUUUUGGCCUCUCUUAGAAAGAUCGAAUCUUUUUGGCUUAAAGGAAGAGGGCGUUUCCUACUUGGAAGCUCCCAACCUUCUAUUGCGGAUCUCAGUUUAGUAUGUGAGAUCAUGCAGCUUGAGCUUGUGGAUGAAAAAGAUCGAGAACGGAUCUUGGGCCCCCACAAAAGAGUUAUGAAGUGGAUCGAUGACACGAAGAAUGCAACGAGGCCUCAUUUUGAUGAAGUACAUUCAGUCCUCUUCAAAGUUAAAGAGAAGCUGCAAUCUACAAGGCAAAAUGUGCUGCCCUCUAAGAUGUAAAGGACAUGAGACAUGAGAAAUCAGCUCUAAUAUGUUAAACAUUGUUUGACCCAUGAUGGGUUUUUUUAGGAGUUUAUUCUCACACAUUACCAAACAUAGAUUUUGUGCAUGUAAUUCAUAAGUUUAUGUUCUCUCUUUAUUUUUUUCUUUUCUUAUAGGAGAAAUAAAUAUUUUAAAA
Messenger RNA from Salvia miltiorrhiza (redroot sage), 929 nucleotides. Its product is annotated as glutathione S-transferase T1. Bases 35 to 751 code for a protein of 238 amino acids. The record is from RefSeq and is a predicted model, not a curated record. Lineage: Eukaryota; Viridiplantae; Streptophyta; Magnoliopsida; Lamiales; Lamiaceae. The transcript has 7 exons.